AUUAUAUGCAUCGCGUUAUUUACCAACUAUUCCUUGACAAAAGAACAGUCUUGUUGCCUGAAACGUACUCCUCCUCCUCGUCCUCUAAAACCCUCACUUUCUGUUUUUGCCGAGAAAAUAAUAUUUAAAUUAUUCACCAUGGCUUCCUCUGCAAAGCCCCAAAGAUCCCUCCAAGAAAUCGAAGAUAUAAUCCUUCGAAAAAUCCUACUAGUUUCACUCACCGAUGACUCAAUCUCCACAACGGAUUCACGAAUCGUUUAUUUAGAGAUGGCAGCAGCUGAGAUCUUAAGCGAAGGCAAAGAUUUAAAGCUCAGUCGUGACCUAAUCGAAAGAGUUUUAAUUGACCGGUUGUCGGGUCAAUUUCCCCGGUCGGAGCCUCCGUUUCAGUAUCUGUUAGGUUGUUAUCGCCGUGCAACUGAAGAAGAGAGAAAAAUUAGUAACAUGAAGGAUAAAAACGUAAAAUUGGAACUUGAAUUAUCUAUCAAACAAGCAAAAAGACUGUUUAUUUCUUAUUGUAGAAUUCAUUUGGGCAAUCCUGAUAUGUUCGGGGGUGGUGAUUUUGAUUCAAAAAAGUCAACUCUUUCGCCGUUAUUGCCGCUAAUUUUUGCUUCUCUAGGCGGGUUUAGUAUUAGUGGUGGGAGCCAGCCGCCGCCCGUGGGGUUUUUGGAUGAAAUGUUUAGAGAUGGGGAUUUUGAUAGCUUGGAUCCUAUUUUAAAAGGGCUUUAUGAGGAUUUGAGAGGCAAUGUUAUAAAAGUGUCUGCUAUGGGGAACUUUCAACAGCCAUUAGGGGCUUUGUUGCAUUUGAUUACUUAUCCUGUUGGUGUUAAAUCACUUGUUAAUCAUCCUUGGUGGAUUCCUAAAGGUGCUUAUUUGAAUGGUAGAGUUAUUGAAAUGACUAGUAUUUUGGGUCCUUUCUUCCAUGUUAGUGCUUUGCCUGAUCAUACUAUUUUCAAGAGCGAGCCAGAUGUUGGGCAGCAGUGCUUCUCUGAAGUAUCAACUCGUCGACCAAGCGAUUUGUUAUCUUCGUUCGCCACAAUCAAGACUUUUAUGAAUAACUUGUACGACGGUCUAGAACAAGUUCUCCGAAUUCUUCUCAAGUAUGGUGACACCCGUGAGAAUGUUCUUCAGUAUCUUGCUGAGGUGAUCAAUAGAAAUUCAUCAAGAGCCCAUAUACAGGUUGAUCCUUUAUCUUGUGCAAGUUCAGGCAUGUUUGUCAAUCUAAGUGCUGUGAUGCUUCGACUCUGCAAUCCAUUUUUAGAUCCAAAUUUGACAAAAAGGGAUAAAAUUGAUCCACAAUAUGUCUUUGAAAGUAAUCGUUUGGAUCUAAGGGGGUUGACAGCUCUACAUGCUUCGUCAGAAGAAGUUACUGAGUGGAUGAAUAAAGGGAAUCAUGGGAAAACAGAGGUCUCUGUGCAAUCUAGUGAUGGUGAAAAUCGCUUGCUUCAAUCUCAAGAAGCCACCAGUUCUGGUAGUGGCACUAAUAAGCCUACAUCAAGUAGUGGUCAAAAGGCUAAAUACACCUUUAUUUGUGAAUGCUUCUUUAUGACUGCAAGGGUGCUCAACUUGGGUCUGUUGAAAGCAUUUUCCGACUUUAAGCAUCUAGUUCAGGACAUUUCAAGAUGUGAAGACACUCUCUCCACGUUAAAAGCCAUGCAAGAGCAGUCACCUACUCCGCAAGUGCAGGUGGAUAUUGCUCGCCUUGAGAAAGAUUUAGAGCUGUAUUCACAGGAAAAGUUUUGCUAUGAAGCUCAAAUAUUGAGGGAUGAAACACUUAUUCAGAGUGCACUUUCGUUCUACCGGUUAAUGGUGGUUUGGUUGGUUGAUCUGGUUGGUGGAUUUAGGAUGCCUUUGCCACCAACAUGCCCUAUGGAAUUUGCAUCCUUGCCUGAACAUUUUGUGGAAGAUGCCAUGGAAUUGCUUAUAUUUGCUUCUCGGAUUCCAAAAGCUUUGGAUGGCGUCGUUUUGGAUGAUUUUAUGAACUUCAUUAUCAUGCUCAUGGCAAGUCCAACGUAUAUCAGAAACCCUUAUCUAAGAGCAAAGAUGGUCGAAGUAUUGAACUGCUGGAUGCCUCGUAGAAGCGGUUCAUCUGAUACAGCUACUCUAUUUGAAGGGCACCACUUGUCCCUGGAGUAUCUUGUGAGGAACCUCUUGAAGCUUUAUGUUGACAUUGAGUUCACAGGUUCUCACACCCAGUUUUAUGACAAGUUCAACAUCAGACAUAAUAUUGCUGAACUUCUCGAAUACCUAUGGCAGGUCCCCAGUCAUAGAAAUGCUUGGAGACAGAUUGCCAGGGAAGAGGAAAAGGGUGUCUAUCUUAAUUUCUUAAACUUCUUGAUUAAUGAUAGCAUCUAUCUCCUUGAUGAAAGUUUGAACAAAAUUCUCGAACUUAAAGAAUUGGAAGCUGAGAUGUCAAAUACUGCAGAAUGGGAGCAAAGACCAGCUCAAGAGAGGCAGGAGAGAACCCGACUUUUCCACUCCCAAGAGAAUAUCAUCCGGAUUGAUAUGAAGUUGGCAAAUGAAGAUGUGAGCAUGCUAGCAUUUACAUCAGAACAAAUUACAGCACCUUUCCUACUUCCGGAGAUGGUCGAAAGAGUGGCCAGCAUGCUCAAUUACUUUUUAUUACAGCUUGUGGGUCCCCAAAGAAAAUCCUUGAGUCUUAAAGACCCUGAAAAGUAUGAAUUCCGUCCAAAACAGUUGCUGAAGCAGAUUGUCCACAUAUAUGUUCAUCUAUCGAGGGGUGAUGCAGAAAACAUAUUCCCAGCUGCCAUCUCCAAGGAUGGGCGAUCAUACAAUGAGCAGUUAUUUAGUGCUGCAGCUGAUGUCCUCAGGAGAAUUGGUGAAGAUAUGAGGGUUAUACAGGAAUUUGUUGAGCUUGGUUCAAAAGCCAAAGUUGCAGCUUCCGAGGCAAUGGACACUGAAGCAGUCCUGGGAGAGAUACCAGAUGAAUUCCUUGACCCAAUUCAAUACACUUUAAUGAAGGAUCCAGUUAUCUUACCUUCCUCAAGGAUCACAAUAGACAGGCCUGUCAUUCAAAGACAUCUUCUUAGCGACGCAACUGAUCCAUUCAACCGAUCCCAUCUUACAGCGGACAUGCUGAUACCAAAUGUUGAGUUGAAGGCAAGAAUAGAGGAGUUCAUUAGGAACCAAGAAUUAAAAAGGCGUGGGGAAGACUUUAGUAUACAGAGCUCUAAAGCAACAAUACAAACAACUACUGGAGAAAUGCUAAUUGACUAGGGCAUUGAUGCAAACAAGAUUCUUGACGUUGGAAGAAGGCUGUUAUAUUCAUUAUACUAUUACUAUAGCAUGGAAAAAGAAUUCCAAAAAAUAAUGAUAUUUAAGUUCGCUGUAUUUCAUCCAGUACAUUAAUAUUUAUUUUUUUCCUUCGGGAAAAUUACGUAA
Molecule: messenger RNA, 3399 nt
Organism: Ricinus communis (castor bean)
Lineage: Eukaryota; Viridiplantae; Streptophyta; Magnoliopsida; Malpighiales; Euphorbiaceae
Product: probable ubiquitin conjugation factor E4
Exons: 16
Coding region: 139-3234 (1031 amino acids)
Biological process (GO): protein polyubiquitination
Cellular component (GO): cytoplasm; nucleus; ubiquitin ligase complex
Molecular function (GO): ubiquitin-ubiquitin ligase activity
Source: RefSeq, a predicted model, not a curated record